This is a messenger RNA of Morone saxatilis (striped sea-bass), 983 nucleotides long. RefSeq names its product secretagogin-like. Gene Ontology annotation, cellular component: dendrite; cytosol; nucleus. Gene Ontology annotation, biological process: regulation of long-term synaptic potentiation; regulation of presynaptic cytosolic calcium ion concentration. The coding region runs from base 15 to 833 and encodes 272 amino acids. Gene Ontology annotation, molecular function: calcium ion binding. The record is from RefSeq and is a predicted model, not a curated record. The transcript is spliced from 11 exons. NCBI's taxonomy places the organism in Eukaryota, Metazoa, Chordata, Actinopteri, Moronidae.
UGGUCCUCAGCAUCAUGGAUAGCUCUUUGAACCGCCUGGACGCUGCAGGUUUCUUACAGAUCUGGCAACAUUUCGACAUAGAUGAUAACGGUUACAUCAAGGGGAAGGAGCUGGACAGCUUCUUCCAACACAUGCUGGGGAAAUUUGGGAUGAAGAGGGAGGAGAUAACUGAAGACAAAAUCAGAAGACUGAGAGAAAGAUUCAUGUCUGCUCAUGAAACCACAGCUGACGGACGUCUGCAGAUAACAGAGCUGGCGACCAUGAUGCUGCCGGAGGAUGAAAACUUCCUGCUUCUGUUUCGCAGAGAGACGCCGCUGGACAACAGCGUGGAGUUCAUGAGGAUCUGGAGAAACUAUGACACAGACAGCAGCGGCUACAUCUCAGCGAUUGAGCUCAAGGGCUUCCUCCAGGACCUCUUCCUCCAACACAGGAAGUCCAUUACCCCUGACAAACUGGAGGAGUACACGGACACCAUGAUGAAGAUGUUUGAUAAAAACAGGGAUGGAAGACUGGACUUAAAUGACCUGGCCAGGAUCUUGGCCCUGAAAGAAAACUUCUUACUAAAGUUUAAGAUGGACGCUUGCAGUCAAGAGGACAGGAAGAGAGACUUUGAGAAGAUAUUUGCUCACUAUGAUGUUAGUAAGACAGGUGCAUUGGAGGGUCCGGAAGUGGAUGGCUUCGUCAAGGACAUGAUGGAGCUGGUAAAGCCCAGCAUCAGUGGCACAGACCUAGACAAGUUCAGGAAAGCCCUGAUGGGUCACUGUGACAUCAACGGAGAUGGGAAGAUCCAGAAGAACGAGCUGGCUCUCUGUCUCGGCCUCAAACUCAGCUAACGGACCCUCGCAACGACUGACCUUUUUUCUUUCAUUCCUCCUUUCUUCUUACUCCUUAUGUAAACCUCAAUUUUCUUUCUAUUUUCUAAAUUUGAAUGUGCAUCUUUCACUCUUUUCUGCCACUUGACUCAUUCCCUCUCCCAUCCUACU